AUGAAAGGAGAACCGGAUGAUUUGUAUGAAAUGCCUACAAAGCAGAGAUCCCCCUACUCAGUUUUUGCCAGAGAGUUUUUCCGAGACAAUAGGAACGAGUAUCCGAAUUGUGUGGAUCUUGCGAAAGCUCUUGUGAAGGUAUGGAAUGAAAUGGAGGACGAAGAGAAAAGUAUAUAUGCAGAGAGGUGCGAUAGGGGCUUAUCGGACACUAGAGGGCUAGAAGGGGAUGAAGGCAACAUGUCUUGCGAUAAGAAUACCAUAAGCAAGCUAAAAAGGUAUGUCAAAGCAGAAUGUCCGUACAAGUGGGAGUAUUCCGGAUAUCUCUUCUUUGUAAACGAAAUAUUCGAUAUAUGUGGCGACAUGACAGUGUCUCCCGAAGAGAAUGUGUGCAUGUUUGCAGAGAUGUGGGAUUCACUAGACGAUGAGACACAGAAUAAAUACAGAAAUAAGGCUCUGAAUUCAUUGGCGGCAGAGAAGACAAGGAAAAAGUGCACAAGUGAGCCAGAGAGAAAAAAUGCAACGAAAGGCACACGACCCCAGAGGGAUUCGAACCCUCAACCUUCGGCUCCGUAG
Encephalitozoon hellem ATCC 50504 is the source of this 573-nucleotide messenger RNA. RefSeq lists its product as uncharacterized. The transcript has a single exon. Bases 1 to 573 code for a protein of 190 amino acids. The record is from RefSeq and is a predicted model, not a curated record. NCBI's taxonomy places the organism in Eukaryota, Fungi, Microsporidia, Unikaryonidae.